CGCCCCUCGUCCCGCGCGCGCAUAAUAUUUUUAACCUAUUUCACUGUUUUUCUUCUCUAUUCAACCAAUUCCCCAUGAAUAAACAUUAUUAAUUAUUAAUUAUCAAUAAUUAAUUAAUGAUAGAUAAACCAGUGACUGUCUUCUUCAUUUUUUCGAGUGAAUCCAUCGAACCAAGUGGACUUACGUAAAAUCUACUAGUGCGUAUUAUCGGCUAGAAAAAUGUUGAGGAGAGUAUUAUUUAUUAAAAAAUUCUUGCCCUCGAGUCGGAGUUUCCGGGGCUUUUCGGAGUCGACGACACUAGAUAAAAUAGAGAAUAAUGAGGAAAACAAAUGGAGGGAAGAGUUAUUAUCAACGAUGAGGAUUUUUCCUGGAUUUAUCACCACAGCAGAAGAAGAGGGACUGUUUAAUGAAGUAGAGCCUUACAUGAAACGUCUGCGCUACGAGUUCUCGCAUUGGGAUGACGCGAUCCACGGUUACAGAGAGACUGAACGAGCUAAAUGGAACGAGGAAAAUACAAAAAUCAUCGACAGGGUGAGGAAACUAGCGUUUCCACCAGGUAUGCCCCAGUUAGGGCUCGUCCAUGUCCUGGAUUUGGCUCCUGACGGAAGAAUAAAGCCCCACGUCGACAGUGUCAGGUUUUGUGGAGAUGUGAUAGCAGGGAUCAGUCUGUUAACAGAUUGCGUCAUGAGACUGACUCUCGUUGGGAACGAGAAAAACUGUCGAGAGGACUUCCUCCUGCCCCGUAGAUCCUUGUAUAUAAUGAGCGGUGUGGCUCGUCAAAAGUACAACCAUGAGGUAUUAGGCCCAGAAGAAUCAAUAUAUCAAGGAGAGAAGAUAAUAAAAGGUAGACGUAUUUCCAUAAUAUGCAGGAGUGAGCCUGACGGCGAUCGGAAACCUUAAAAUACAAUCCAACAGUACACAAACUUGGAAACUACGGAACUACUCGAAAACUUCCCAUGAAACACGUCAUUGUAGUAGUUAACUCCUUUAAUUAAAUCCAUUCAAUCAUGGAGCA
This is a messenger RNA of Fopius arisanus, 1015 nucleotides long. Its product is annotated as alpha-ketoglutarate-dependent dioxygenase alkB homolog 7, mitochondrial. The transcript is spliced from 5 exons. Bases 220 to 900 code for a protein of 226 amino acids. Lineage: Eukaryota; Metazoa; Arthropoda; Insecta; Hymenoptera; Braconidae. Gene Ontology annotation, biological process: fatty acid metabolic process; DNA damage response. The record is from RefSeq and is a predicted model, not a curated record. Gene Ontology annotation, cellular component: mitochondrial matrix.